Sycon ciliatum is the source of this 1882-nucleotide messenger RNA. RefSeq lists its product as uncharacterized. Gene Ontology annotation, molecular function: protein binding. Bases 559 to 1356 code for a protein of 265 amino acids. Lineage: Eukaryota; Metazoa; Porifera; Calcarea; Leucosolenida; Sycettidae. The record is from RefSeq and is a predicted model, not a curated record. The transcript is spliced from 6 exons.
UGCCCAUUGUGAAGAUUAGAAAAAGGUAAUUCGGCCGUUGAAAAUACCACCCGGGCACCGUUGCGCUCUGCCGAACUGUCAGCAGGAAGUGUGUACGUGUGUGGUCAGUCUUCAGAUCAGAGCGAAAAGGUGUUGUUCACAUGUCGUGUGGCAUGACACAGGUCGUAGACGUCUGUUACAUUAGUAACAAGAGUAGAAAGAUAAACAACUGUUUAUCUACUCUUGGCAGGACUGUCUGUAGAACGUAGGGUACCGGAUAUCAUUGUCCUGACAGACACGGUUCCGACUGCUUUUUCGAAGUUUUCGUGCUUCACGCAAUCACGGUCUGCUCAGUAUCUGCAGUAGUUGCUGUUCCUGCUGUCUUGCCAGCUGACAACUGUUAAGUGUUAGGUGGGGUACAUUGUCUAUCAUUGUCCAUGCAGCGGCUGGUACUACUAGUAAUUCCUUUGGCAGGAUAUUCAACUGCUGCAUGCCCAGAAGAACCGAGCAGUCUCGCUCGCACUGUUGCUGGAGUAAACAGUCAAUGAUAAUGAUUAUGAAGAGUCGGCGGUGAAGACGAUGCACGGAAGAACCGACACUCUCUUCAUGAAGCUGCACGUCUUGCCUCUCCUCUUGGUGGUGGUAGCCAACACUAUCCACGGUGCUGUGAAUGAGAAGCAAGCAGUUGCUGGUCCGGUGGCCAACCUGGCUGCCUUUGCCAGGUCUGACUCUGAAGUUGACGUCAAGUGGCAGCCACCAUUGGUAACCAAUGGAGUUCUCCAAUAUUAUCAGCUCGACUAUGGUGUUGUACAACUUCAGUUUCAAGUCACACAGGUGAAUAUCAGCUCACAGUCGACACACCACCGCAUCACUGGACUGCCGUUUGGAAACCGUGUGGUGGUCAUCAUGCGAGCGGUGACCUCCGCUGGCCCGGGCCACGCCACGGCCACCCACGUCACAACACGGCCCCUGAAAUACUGCACUCUGUCGCCGAGAUUCAUCCGACUUGCGUUGUCCAUUUCUCUCGUGAAUGCUAGUGGUGAUGAAAUGGACUUUCCUCGCCGUGUGCCCGCACACACUUCAGUGAGGUUCACCUGCAACAGUGAGGUCCACAAUCCUGCUGAUGCUCUGGCCAGGACGGAGUAUCAUGUGACGAUGUGUCAGCUCGGUGGGAGCUGGUCGCCGGAAUACACCGCAUGUGCAGAAUCCCACGACACGGACUACAAGCACACAGCGUAUAUCACAAUGGGCUCGGCAUCCAUCACCCUGUCUAUACUCUCAGCACUGGUUCUCGUUGGCUUGUGCUGGAAAACAAACAAGAUUAACGAAUACCGAAUUGAAAGAAGACACCCGCAGAAGGCUAGAUUACCAUCAUGACCCAGUGUACUUUGUUAUAGAGAGAGGGAGGGAGAGAGAGAGAGGGAGAGAGAGAGAGAGGGAGAGAGAGAGAGGGAGAGAGAGAGAGGGAGAGAGGGAGAACACAUUUAAUACCAUGCAUGUGCAGCACACGCAGAAGUUGAAAAGAGUGAUCACUACCGAUGUACCAUAAUACAUGCUUAGCCCCAUUUGCUAUUAUAUUUUGUUAAUUUUUUUAAAUAUCAGAAAUCUAAUGGUCGGUGAGAGCUGCUUUACCCCAUAUGGUAAGGCCUUGAUCAGGCUAUUUUAGAAUGACUUUGUACCUAAAACUUGACAAAGCUGCUGUCAAAGUUGUAACUGUUGCCACAUCCAUACGUCAAUCCGGUUUUUGUCCAGUAUUCUAGCGGAUAUCAUGAGAGAAUAUGAAGCAUGGUCAUUGUUAUCUUCCGUAUCUGCUACUGCCAUCUGCUGUGAUAUAUGCCUUACCUGUAUUCAGCUGUACCAUCACACUUCAGCAUAUUUAUUUAUUUGCUGUGCUUUACAAGGU